UUUAGUUUCUCCACCAUUUUCAAGCCGAACACUUCAUGCAACUGGCCAAGAAACUGAUUUUCAAUUAUUAUUUUAAGUCAAUAGGAACUGCAGGUGGUUUUUCACAAAGAAUCAAAUUACCGAAAAGCUGAAAAGAUGCAUUUGCGAUGUGUCAUUGGAUGGCUUAUUAUAGCAAGUUUUAGCCACGAAGCUUUUUGUAGAGGAUUCCUGAACCUUAAACCGGUUCCAAUUCACGAGGAUGAGGGCAGUACCGAGGCUUAUACUUCUCCAUCUCCCCCUGCUGCACCAACCCCUUCGAAUAGGGAUAUAACCAUCGGCCCAUGCAAAUGGGCCAUUGGUCGUAGUUGUCCCGAUCCGGAUGUCAAGUAUUACAUCUACACACGCCACAAUCCCAUGGAUAGACAAUGCCUGCAUAUAGAUGAAUCCCAGGAGAAGUCCAAUCUGACUGACUCCUACUUUAAUCCCAGAUAUCCCACGAAGAUAAUUAUCCAUGGCUAUAACUCGGAUAUGUUUCUGCAUCCGUUGCAGCAAAUGAGAGAUGAAUACCUGGCCAAGGCGGACUAUAAUAUCAUCUAUGUUGACUGGAGUAUCCUGUCGCCAGGACCCUGCUAUAUAAGUGCUGUUCAUAAUACCAAACAUGCUGGCACCUGCACCGCUCAAUUAGUGGAGCGUUUGGUGGAGACAGGAAACACGGAUAUCCAUGUUAUAGGAUUUUCCCUAGGAGCUCAAGUGCCCAACUAUAUAGCCCGAAAUCUAACGUCCUUCAUGCUCCCAAGGAUUACUGGUUUGGAUCCAGCAAUGCCUCUGUUUAUAACCUCUGGAAACGCGGAUAAACUGGAUCCCAGUGAUGCCAGUUUUGUGGAUGUGAUACACACAAAUGCUUUGGUCCAAGGAAAAAUGGAGAGAUGUGGUCAUGCGGACUUUUACAUGAACGGAGGAAUCAUGCAACCUGGUUGUAAUGGACAGAAAAUUAAUUCCUUUGCCUGCAGUCAUCAAAGAGCUCCUGCAUACUUCCUGGAGUCCAUCCGCUCACCCAAGGGAUUUUGGGGAUGGGCAUGCAGUGGUUAUAUAUCCUACCUCCUGGGAAUGUGUCCUCCCACAAACUUUCUGCUCGAAGCUGGGGAUAAUAUACGUCACACUACUAGAGGAAUGUUUAUGAUCGACACCAAUGAUAGCUCGCCAUUUGCUCUGGGCAAGUGGACCGACUUACCCACUUUGGGAGCGAAGCAACCACAUUGGCGAGCUCCCCCGCAGAAACUGAAGGCUCCUCCAAAUCAGGGUGUAGAUCCACUACUGCAUCACAUAGAUCAGUUUGGCAAGCUGGCAGCCAAUUUUAACAACCUGCAGAUGUCUCCCGGUGGACAGGAUCCUUAUGAGCACUGGACCAGCUACAGUCCAGAGCAGAAGGAAACCGAUGAUGACGACAAGUCUGUCGAGGAGCAGGACACGGUUGAAUUUGCCGAUCCAGAUGAUCGGACGUUGAGUACGCAGGCUCCGACUCCUCAAGUCAGUUGGUGGGAUUACAGAAGGAAUCUCACAUACGGAUUCACGGAGAAUGACAUAUUUUCUGUGCCGACAGUGGAAUAGCCCCAAUCGAUGCUUCAAGCUAUUUAUACCCCUUCCUUGCCCCCAUUCCUUACUAAUAUUUAAGCGUCACUUAAGCCGAUGUUCAUAUUGGCAAAAACAAUGCACACAGAAACAGAAAAUUUAAUACAAAUUUGUUUAACUCAUCUAAUAUUAUAGGACCUAUAAUAAAUAGUGAAUUCCUAUUGUGCAAUUUAUAAAAUUUUACGCGAGAGCGAAAAAAUAAACAAAACACAAGCCAGGACCAUACAA
Molecule: messenger RNA, 1836 nt
Organism: Drosophila ficusphila
Lineage: Eukaryota; Metazoa; Arthropoda; Insecta; Diptera; Drosophilidae
Product: pancreatic triacylglycerol lipase
Exons: 4
Coding region: 136-1587 (483 amino acids)
Biological process (GO): lipid metabolic process
Molecular function (GO): lipase activity
Source: RefSeq, a predicted model, not a curated record